AAAUAAAACCUGCGUACUUUACAGCACACCAUAAACACGAGCCCAGAGCGCAGUAACUUCUCUAAUAAAUAUCCGAUUAAAUACAGAAUAAAGCGCUAUAUCAGCAGAUCUAACGCGUACCCGAGCUAUGGACGAUCAGGGCUGCCCGAGAUGCAAAACCACUAAAUACAGGAACCCGUCUCUGAAGCUGAUGGUUAAUGUUUGUGGACACACACUCUGUGAGAACUGUGUGGACAUGCUGUUUGUACGGGGGUCCGGUAAUUGUGUGCAGUGUGAUACCCCCCUCAGAAAGAGUAAUUUCCGACUGCAGCUCUUUGAAGAUCCUGCUAUUGAUAAGGAGGUGGAGAUUCGGAAGAGGGUUCUGAAAAUUUAUAAUAAGAGGGAUUUUGACUUCUCCAGUCUCAGAGAGUAUAACGACUACCUGGAGCAGGUGGAGGAAAUCGUAUAUAACCUGACGAAUAACGUUGACAUUGAGAGAACAAAGCAGAUAAUGGAGCAGUACCAGAGAGAGAACCGAGACGUCAUACAGAGAAACAAAGUCAAACUGACACGUGAGCAGGAGGAGCUGGAGGAGAUUCUGCUGCUAGAGCAGCAGGACACGGAGCAGAGGAGGCUGGAGACGCUGCAGGAGGAGCAGAGACAACUACAGGCCAAACGCAAAAACAAACAGGCUCUACUGGACGAGCUGGAACGCUCUCAGUUGCCGGCGUCUAUUCUUCUGGCUCAGCAUAAAGACAGAGCAGCACAGCUGGAGACUCAGAUCGAGAAACAGAAACAAAGCGUCAAACCAACCACCAUCUUCUCCACAGGAAUCCCCAAGGGUCAGACGGUGUCUCUCGCUCCAGUUAUUCGUGUGGAGGAGGUGUUGUACAAGUAUCAGCCGAUUCAUGUGGAGACGUAUGGACCUCCCUUACCUGAACUGGAGCAGCUGGACAGACUGGGGUAUCUGAAUCAUGUGAGAACUGCGACGCCGCAGGAUCUGGCUGGUGGUUACACAUCUGAACUUGCCUGCCAUCGAGCGCUACAGGACGCUUUCAGCGGCCUCUUUACAUCGUUAGUAUAACACACCCUCAUGGUGUGUGUUAGCUGGUCUGUGUUUGUAUGUUUAAUGCACAAAUCAAGCCAACUGGAUAACUUCUGUGAAGAGCAUCCAGCAGGAACGAGAAGUUUAUUAAAGGUCAAAAAAUCUUGAGUUUUUCCAGUCAGCCAGGGCAUGUUUAUUAUCUCAAGUUUGAUUUAGUUUUUGCUUCCACAUCAAGUCUCAUAGACCUGCUAAUGGGAUUUCUGACACUGUAUCACUGCUACAACACUGAUAGGUUAAGCCUUAUUUCCAAAAGAAAUAAAAGGAAUAUAAGGAGAAUCUUUUACAGUCAUUCUGCUGCGGAGUGAAGGCGUGUAUGUGAAGGGAGUGAAGGGGGAAUGUUUGAAAACAAAGCAACUCUCUGAAUUAACAUUAACAUACAAACCAAUUAAUAUUAAGUAUAGAGAUACUCUGAUCUGGACUUUCAGUUGUGAAAAUUGAGAUUUCCCUUUGAAAGGAGAAUAUAGUCUAAAACUAGGCUUGUUCUUGGUCUACGAAACUGACCCAAAUGAGUUGUGUGAAGAUUUUUUAAAACAUUGGUGGAAUUACCAAACACCUCCACAUGGUUUAAGAAGUGUGUGAUGAUUUCAGCCUGGUGCUAACUGGGCUACACAAACUUUAUUACUUGUACCUCAUGAAGUGUAAAACUAAAGACGAUUUGUGCUUUUUUGGAAGACAUACCCAAGUUUAUUUUGUGUCAUUUUCCCAUGUAUUCCAGAACAAACAUUCUGCAGUCUAGUCCUGGUUGACUGACGUACAGAUGCAUUGUGUAGUCAUUUUUGAAGCAUAUUUGUAAUUUUGUAAUUUGUAAAUGUUUGGUUUAAAUAAAUGGUAAAACAAG
Messenger RNA from Astyanax mexicanus (Mexican tetra), 1922 nucleotides. RefSeq names its product MNAT1 component of CDK activating kinase (gene mnat1). Lineage: Eukaryota; Metazoa; Chordata; Actinopteri; Characiformes; Acestrorhamphidae. The transcript has 9 exons. Gene Ontology annotation, biological process: positive regulation of cyclin-dependent protein serine/threonine kinase activity; regulation of transcription by RNA polymerase II; nucleotide-excision repair. The coding region runs from base 128 to 1063 and encodes 311 amino acids. Gene Ontology annotation, cellular component: transcription factor TFIIH holo complex. The record is from RefSeq and is a predicted model, not a curated record. Gene Ontology annotation, molecular function: cyclin-dependent protein serine/threonine kinase activator activity.